Molecule: messenger RNA, 1577 nt
Organism: Gigantopelta aegis
Lineage: Eukaryota; Metazoa; Mollusca; Gastropoda; Neomphalida; Peltospiridae
Product: lipoyltransferase 1, mitochondrial-like
Exons: 6
Coding region: 319-1548 (409 amino acids)
Biological process (GO): protein lipoylation
Cellular component (GO): mitochondrion; cytoplasm
Molecular function (GO): lipoyltransferase activity
Source: RefSeq, a predicted model, not a curated record
UUAACCGGAAGCUUGUGAUAUUAAAACUUCAAAGCACCUAACAAGAAAUUAGUUUCACCUCCUCUAGUCUGCCACACCAGCAGCACAGUUAUUAUAUUUGAUUGAUGGAUAUAAGCCACUUGGUAUAAAUUUAACAAUUCAUUUGACUUGGAAAUUGUGCUAGACGCGAUUUGCUUUAGGUCUCGCCAAGUAUCGCUUCAAAAAUGUGCAUGCUGAUGACCAACGGGGCUUUAGAUCGCACUAAUUUGGGCACAAGAAGUUUUAUUUGUUUGCGUUCUAAGGGGGCAAGACGUAGCCCAGUGGCAAAGUGCUCGCUCGAUGUGCGGUCGGUCUGGGAUCAAUCCCUCUUCCAAAAUGUGUAUGCUGAUGACUAAAGUUUUCAACUUGACCACUUUGUCCCGACUGACUCUACAUCAUCAUUUAAAACAUCUACAGUCGAAAUCUAUCAUUUCUUUUUCAUCAAAAACACCGGGCUCCAGCUCUGUUAGUUCUCCAGUGGAACACGUUGUACUGGUUUCCGAUUCGACCAACAUUUUCAUCAACUUGGCUCUGGAGGAUUGGAUAUUUGAUCAUGGAGACUUGCGUGCCAAGAGUUAUCUCCUCAUGUGGAGGAACUCUCCAGCGGUUGUUAUCGGCCGUCACCAGAAUCCCUGGAUGGAGUGUAACGUCUCUGAAGCCAGAAGGAGAAAGGUUGAAAUCGUUCGUCGCAGGAGUGGGGGCGGCACAGUUUACCACGAUGAGGGAAACGUCAAUUUUUCCUUUAUCAUGGCGCGUCCACGAUACAACCGCAAGGCCAACCUGGAACUGGUUGUUCAGGCGAUAUUAUCAAGGUGGGACGUGGAUCUGACACUCAAUAAACGCGAUGACAUCAUUUUGAAUGGGGCCUACAAGGUUUCUGGAACAGCGGCUAAGCUGAGUGGUGAUAAAACAUACCAUCAUUUCACCUUUCUCCUAGACGUCAACAAAGAAAACCUCAGUCACCUUCUGCAGUCUAAACUGGUUGGUGUUAAAAGUAAAGCAACUGAGAGUGUCCCUGCAAGUGUGAUGAAUGUAAGGGAGGUCACUCCGCAAAUGACCUUUGAAGAAGUUGUCGGUUCUGUUGGACAUUCAUUUCUUCAAAAUAAUCUGAAUAAGGAGAGUUACAUUGAACAUGUCGAUCCCACAGAAGAAGUGUUUCCUGGCCUGGAAAAAAACAUAGAAAAUCUCCAAUCUUGGGAAUGGAUAUUUGGAAAUACUCCUAAAUUUUCAAUUUUCAGACAUUUCUCUAAUCACAGUAAUGGAACCGUUUACAAUUUGAAAAUAAAUAUGAUAAUCAACAAAGGACGGAUAGAACAGAUUACCAUAGAUCUUUAUUUGGGAAAGGAACAGUGUAGAACUAUGGUAACCGAAACAGACAGUAUUUGUGCGAAAUUGAUGGGCUUGAGGUAUAUUUCGGAGGAGGUGGUAUCAGUGUUGUGUCAGAUUGAGGGCAUGGGGGAGAAGACAUCUUUCAGUGAAGUGAACGACGUUCUGAUAUGGAUAUUAACUUGCAUCAGGCAAUGUUUUUGAUUAAUGAUCAUUAAAGAUCAGCUAUACCA